UAUCAAAUGACACUGUUCCCUGUGAGGUGAAUUUAAUGUCCUGGUUAAAGUGAUGACCAGUGAUCCACUCUAGUGGAAAAAAUAGUAUUGACUUUGUUUUUUCAGUACAUUCUUAACAACUGAAUAAUAUAUUCUGUGGAUUACAUCAUGGGAGUGAUAAUGGUUUUCCUGCUUCUCAUUGCUACAUUUUCUCUGGGAGAUGCGAGUAAGCCACUCGGAUGUAGUCGCAUAUGGCACCACUUUGGAUCCCGCUGCUUCCGUUUUGAAGAGACUCUGAGGUCAUGGACUGAGGCAGAGCGUCACUGUCAGUCUCUUGGUGGACACCUGGCCUCAGUACACAGCUGGAAGGAGUCUAGGUUCCUGGAGACGUUGACUGUAGGUUCACCUUUGACCUGGAUUGGAGGAAAUGAUGGUGGUCGGCCAGAGUUGAGAAAGGACAGGAGCUGGUCCUGGACUGAUGGCUCUGGAUUUAAUUACCAUGAAUGGGCACAAGGGGAACCCAACAACUAUAAUGGUGUCAGAGAGCCGUGUAUUCAGAUGAACUUUGGAGAAAAACAUCGCUGGAAUGACGACGUCUGUGAGAAGCGCUUUGCAUCAGUCUGCUCCAGAAGCCGUUAAAUGAACGUGUUGCUGUGACAUCAUCCUGUUGAAUGAUGUGGUUGUCAAUAAAACAGCUGAACACA
This is a messenger RNA of Esox lucius (northern pike), 683 nucleotides long. Its product is annotated as ladderlectin-like. Gene Ontology annotation, molecular function: signaling receptor activity. The transcript is spliced from 5 exons. Bases 148 to 618 code for a protein of 156 amino acids. The record is from RefSeq and is a predicted model, not a curated record. NCBI's taxonomy places the organism in Eukaryota, Metazoa, Chordata, Actinopteri, Esociformes, Esocidae.